Messenger RNA from Homalodisca vitripennis (glassy-winged sharpshooter), 7235 nucleotides. Its product is annotated as protein phosphatase 1 regulatory subunit 7-like. Lineage: Eukaryota; Metazoa; Arthropoda; Insecta; Hemiptera; Cicadellidae. Bases 250 to 1269 code for a protein of 339 amino acids. Gene Ontology annotation, molecular function: protein binding. The transcript has 9 exons. The record is from RefSeq and is a predicted model, not a curated record.
GGCAUUGACAUUACUCAAUACUCAGUCUGGUAUGUUAUGUUUGAAAUUUUUGCGUUAGAUUUUGGUGUUAAUUUGCUCCAUUUCAGCCUUCACAAUUCUUUUGGUUAUUAUCAGUUUAGUUUGACGUGUUGUGAAAUUGAAAAAUAAAUUAUUGCAUAAUUUGAUCUUUGGUUACUUGUGAUACUUUGGUUAUUUAUAAUUCUGUGAAAGGUAUAUUAUUUCUUAAUAAGUGUAGAGUUAUCUUCAGAAAUGGAAAAUUCAAAUAAUUCUGACAGUAACCCCCUGCCAGCAGCAGCAACACAUGUCAGGAAGUCGGUCAGUGUGGACACGUCCGCUAGUGUUGAAGAUACAAGUCUUCCAGGAGGGGACAAACAGGAAGAAGAGGAGCAAAGUAUAGAAGACCUAAUCAUAGACGUAGAAUGUGAGGAACUGGACCUGAACCACCGGCGGAUAGCAAAGAUAGAGGACCUGGAACCUCUGAGGUGUCUGGAGCGGCUUUACCUGCGGUGGAACCUCAUCAAGCGGAUCGAGAACUUGUCAACAGUGACGACUCUACGAGAGCUGGAGUUGUAUGACAACCAGAUCACUGUCAUAGAGAACCUAGAUGCUCUCGUCAACCUGGAAAUUUUAGAUUUAUCGUUCAACCGUAUCAAAGAGAUUGGUGGUCUGGAGAAACUGGAGAACUUAGAAAAGUUAUACUUAUGCUCAAAUAAAAUAUCCAAAAUAGAAAAUGUCAACCACCUGAAAAAGCUUAGGCUUCUUGAGUUAGGCGAUAACAAAAUUAGGGUUGUUGAAAACUUACAGGGACUAGAUGAACUAGAAAAUUUGUACCUAGGAAAAAAUAAAAUAACCAAAAUUGAAAAUGUGGAAACACUAAAAAAGCUCACAAUUGUAAGCUUUCAGGCCAACAGACUGACAGAGAUAUCGGGACUAGAUGCUCUGACGGAGCUGCAGGAGUUGUAUCUCUCGGAGAAUGGGAUCAUCCAGAUCCAUGGUUUAGACCACAACACCAAGAUCUCCACCCUGGAUCUGGCUCAAAACAAGAUCACCUCCAUCAGUGGCAUUUCCCACUUGCAACAACUAGAGGAGUUUUGGUUGAACGACAACCUGGUGAGUGACUGGAGCAAUGUGGAUGUCCUGUCGCACAACAAACAACUGGUGACUGUGUACUUGGACCACAACCCCAUCGCCAAGGAUACCAACUACAGGCGCAAAAUCAAGUUAGCUGUACCCUGGAUUUCACAAAUAGAUGCCACUCUAGCCAGAUAAGAGCUGAUAGCAGCGGAAUCUGCCCAUUUCCUACUACUAGAAUCUGUUUCUACUCCUCUCACUGUACUGAGAUGAUCGCAGUCUUGUAACUGGUGGAACCGAUUCGAUUUGUAUUGGUCACUAAAAUUAAAUUAACCUUGUGCGAGGUAAACUAUUCAUCGUUAUUCUGAAAGAUGAAAAUAUGGAUGAUGAAAUGUUUUGUAUGUUUUAAAAUUUAUAGUUUGUACAAGUGAAUGUCAGUAAAAUUGGUACAUUGUGAAAUGUCAUAUUAAUGUCAUGUACUUGAAAAUAUAUUUCAAAACUUGUUGAUUCAUAUCAUUACAAAAAUGUUGAACACUGAGUUUUUUUAACCCUUAUUCUGGCAUAAACCGAACUUUUAAUAUGAACAAUUGUGAAUCGUUUUUCAUAUUGACAUUAUUCUGGUAUCUUUGGAAACAUUCUGUUGUGAGCAAAUGUUAUGUAUUUUACAUUUUUUAGCCUGUGAUGAUGUGACAGAGGAGAAACUUAUUUGUUAUGGACACAGUAAUGUAAGCAGUAAUUAAUUAAAAGCUUUGUUUCAUUACUACUGCAUUUCACCUGAAUUGAAUGUGUUCUGUUACAAUUUGUUAUGUUUAUUCAGUAUUAAAUUUAUGGUACUAUAUAAUAUAUUAGUAUUGUAAUUUCAGUUAGUAAAUCAUAGCACAGUAUUUUUUAAUAUAUUAAGUAAAAAUAAAGAAAAUUAAAUACACUUACUUUAUAAAUCAAACCCCUUUUAUUUAACAUUAUUCUUCUUCGCUUUGGUAAUAGGGAUCCAUUUUUAUAUUAGGAAAAUAUACAUUCCUUUAUAAAUUUAACAACAGUUAUUAUCUAAUAAAACAAAAAUUAACUUGUUUUAUUAUCUUAUCACUUAGCUUAAAUGUUCUUUGAUCAAAAUUUAUAAUUUCUUCUUUACAAAUCUGUAAAAUGAAUAUUUUAUUUGAAUAAAUCAAGCAUUUUGUUUUGUCUAAAUAAAUUGUUACUAUCAAAUAUAAUAGUUAUUAUUAUUUUCUUUGGCUCAUUUUGAAAAUAAUAAUUCCAUGACAAUUUGCUAUAUAUAUAUUUUUUUUAUUCUCUUGUUCAGGAAUGGCUUGGAAACAAACAGUAAAAUAAAACCAGAUGGAGGGUUAAUUAAAGCAGUCCAAUUAAACAACAAUUGCAAUUACAAUCAUUCAUCUAAAAUUGUACAUGGAAUGAAUGAAUACAUUCUUGUGUUAGGGUGUUUAUCUUGUUUCAUUUACCUAAUGUUUCAGCCUAGUUUGGGAUAAUUGUAAUAUUAUGUUAUUUAAAGUUGUACAGAUUUUUUUAUAAAGUAAUGUAAUACGAGAAAGGUUACAGUUAUGCUGUAAUGUGUCUAACUGAGAAGUAUUUUUGUUGCCAAAUAAACCUUAUCCAACAAUUACAAGUUUGUUUUGUUGUUGAAAUAAGUAACCGACUUUUCUUUAAAAAAAUCUAAUUUACUAGUUAAUUGAAGAUCUAAAUUCAGGCAAAUAGUCUUCUUAUUUAUUUUAAAUAAUACUACUAACACUUUUACUGUAGCUACAGUACAUCAAUGGUUACUUUUAAUUGUUGUUUGAUAUGUCUGUCUGUAUCUGGUUGGUGGAAGCCUAAGAGAGUGGUUAUUACCAGAUUCAUCGGCCAUGCCAUUUUUGCAAGAGUGAGCAUGGAGCGUAAGAGUUCGUGAACAUUUGUCUAGAUUUCUGACCUCAGAAUCUGGACUGGACACAGCCGGUUCUCAGAGUGAUGUUUUUUGCUUGACUAGUACAACUAGAACACUGUCCUUAGGUUUCCAUUAAAACAGUAUCUAGAUGAAGAUAUGCGUAACAAGUAAGUGUAGAAAAACAAGUAGGUUCAUAAUAUUUAGUUGGUGUAGAUAAUGAAAUAUGUUGUACCAUGAUAAAUGCAACCUAAAUUUAGAUCACAUUCUGAAAUAUCAGAAUGUAUUAGUACUCGGGUGUCUAUAUGUACUAGGGUGUGCUUAUACUUCUCACCUAUCCUCGGAACCAUCUUAAGAGAGAGGGUUUUAUCUAACGUUAAUAGAUUGGCGUUAAACACAGAGAGAUGAUAACGUUUUGUCAACUCUGUAAUGAUCUAUCGUAAGGCAAUUACCAUGGUUUAGGUUGCACAAAAGUUAGAUUUAUAAUGACUUGGUAGAGUACAGUCAAACUAGACUCAGUGUGGAACAUGAUUCUAUUUAUAACUCUGAAGUUUAGAACAAAUCUUAGAAGGAAACUCAGCAGGUGUUAUGAUUAUUUAUUAUAUUUAAAAAUUAAAUUCAAUUUUUUUACAUUUUGAACACUUCCAGCCCCAUUCUAUCAAGAUAAACGAGGCUGAAUGAUCAUUUAUAAGUCUUAUAGAAUAGAUGCAUAUCAGCAACUUAUUAAAUUGUUUUUUAGUACAAAAACUAUCAAACUACAAUUUUGUAUUGUCUUUUCCUAUACAUACAUAUGAAUUAUGAAAAAUUAUUCGUGCUAUGUGCUUCAGAUCAAAUAAACUGUUAGUAAAAAGUAACGAUUAUUUCAUACUAAUUGUUUUCAUUCAUUGGGAAAACAUUUUUGAUCAAUACUCAUUUCCCAGAAUUUUGUUUUAAAUAUAAGGUACAAAAUUUAAUAAUCAAGAUAAACCAGAUGAGUGUAUUCACUGGGUACAAAUUUCAAAAUUUUUGCCUUAAUGUAAGAGUUAAGUAAGAGAAAUAUUUGUUUUUGCUGUUUUGGUUGUACCAUAUUAUAAAUCCUCAUCAAUGACUAUUUGUAAAAGCUCAAACAUUCUUAAUUUAUGAAUAUAAGUAUAUACAUUUAUAGUAUAAAAAAAUCAAUAACUAUUCUUAUUAAAUACUAUUUUCUUUCAGUAAUCUUGCAAAGCUCAUGAAUUUCAUGAUUACUAAAAUAUUAUUUUGGAACUAAAAGUUUGGAAUUACAAACAAUUUUUCAAUCUGUAUUAAAACCAAGUAAAUUUGUCUUUUAUGUAUAAAAAGUAUAGAAUGAAGUAAAUGUUAUAAAAUUAAAACGUUAUGUCAACAUCUAAAGUAAUUGAAAACUGAGAAUAAUUAUUGUAUGCCAAUUAAAAUAAAGCAGGUUCAGAAUCUAAUACAUGGUUGUAUAGACAAAUUGUUGCCAUUUGCAAUUUUUUUUAAGUGCACAGACACACUGUUUUUAUAAGACAAGUCCAUAACAUAUUCAAAGCUUUUAUCUGUUUAUAGUGAAGCCUGUGCAAGAGCAUCUUAUCAGACAGAAUAAGGAAAACAGUAUUGUGAAGCUGUGCUCUAAUCAAAGGAAGGAUGUGAUAGGACAUUAUCUUGUAUGUAUCUAAGCUCAAAAACUUGCUAUUUUAAUGCAACUACUGGCUUUUCCAAAUAGAUUUGAUCAUUGUGCUCAUUAAAUUACGUGUUAGCACUUGUAAAUUAAAUUGAUAUUAAGUAUAGAAUCAAAAUGUUAAUUGCUGUAUUUUAGCUUUAAAAGGUUUGAUACCACCAGUAAAUGAUCACACAUUUUCCAAUGUUUAUUUCAUUUUUGCAAAGUAUUUCGAAAUCAAAGAUUCCACUGUCAGACAACUUCACAAAAGGCCUCGCAAAAAUAAAAUAAAUAUUAGAAAAUUUGUAAUCAUUUACUAGUGAUAUCAAAUUAAAAUCUUUCCAAUGCUUCAAGAAUCGUCAUUUAUAAGAUUUGUAUUAAAACCUUUUAACAACUGUUACCAACUGCACCAAGUAUUCCAAUCAAUGUUUAAGUGUUGGUAUCAAAAUUAGUCAGAGCAAAUAUUGAUACAUUGAUACAAUUUAUCAUAUGAACUGCUUCUUCUUUCUUGUAUAUUGCUCUUAACCUUACUCUGAAUAAAAUUACAUAUAUUGAGUGUCACUAUUUUGAAUGUAAUCUUAAUGGAUAUUUUCUCAAAAGAUGUCUAAAAUCCCAAAUUAUCAUCACCGUGAACUUGUAAUGAUUCCUUAAUGGUUGUAAUUUUGAGAUGUGAUGUUAGUGUAUAUUAAUAAUAGUGUGUAUAGUUUUCAGAUGUGAAUAUUACACUUAAAAUUGGGUUUAUUACAUGUUUGAAUCUGAUAUACUUCCAGCCAGCACAGGACCAAAUAGUAUAAUGUGUAGAAUUUCACAAACACGAGUGUGUUUGUGUUGCUGUUUUCAAGUACUUUGGUCAUGUUUAACUCGUUGGUUACUAUAGUAGAUGUUUCACAACUUCGUAGUUUUAUUGAGUUGUUUACACACGAGGUCUAAAGGUCAUUAUUCUAAAAUUUUAACUUGUGGAUAUAUUGAAUUUGCUGUUAAUUUUUAAUGUUUGCAAGUGUUGCAUUUCACAGUAUGUUGAUUGAAAUAGUGCUACUAUCGUUUUUCAGACAAUUUAUGUUCAAUUAAUCUAAGCAUGACUUUUCAAGGUUUAAAAUAAUUAAUGAAACUUUCUGAGUUGCUCUGUUUUAACAGUAAUGAAAGUGUUAUGUCUGUAUACAGUUUAUAUUUAUUUUACAUCCAUAUGUGUAUAUUAAACAUGCGUUAUCAUACCACCAAUUAGAAAUAACAUCCAUAUGAUGUCUCGUCCUAAUUGAUAGAGUAAUGACAUAUUUUGCAGGGAGCUAAUUUUAUAUUGUGUAUAGUUUACGGACUUUUGUUGUAUAUUAUUUUAUUUUAUGAUAUUAUAAGUAUUAUCUAAAUGCAGUGCUUUAUAUAACUAGCCUUAUAUCUUUGAAGUGAACGGUUGAGACAAUCUGCACAAAAAGCUUGACUCGUUACAUAUUGAUAGAUCAACUGAUGUAGUGAUUUGCCUAACUAAACAAUUCAUUUGUCAUGUGAUUUUAUUCAGUUAUUGAUAAAAAAUCCUGUAUUUUGUAAGAAUUAAAACAUUAGUGUUAACAUGUGUAGGUACACUGGUUAAGGUACACACAGCUUUCUUUGAGUAAAAUUCUUCCGAGAGUUUAGAGGUUAGAUUUAUUGUAGUAUCCGGGUGACCUCAUUGUUGAGUUUGACUUCAUAAGGCCAAAGAUGGAAAUGAGGGAAGUUUUACAGAUUGUCACGGUUUUAUAACAAAAAACUAAAAGAUAUUAAGUAUUGUAUUGAUCUCUUCUUCAAAUGCAAAAAUAUUUUCUAUUCAAUUUAUAACCAGUCAUUCAAGGUUUUAAGGUGUAAAUUAUGAUGUCUCAAACAGGUAAUUAAAAUGUAUCUUAAAAUAUUUAAAACUUGUCUAUCAGCUUAUCAGGAUCAAAUUUCAUAUUUGUUACCAAUCUGUAGAGUUGGUGCCUAACUUCAGUUUUAUUUGGACCUUUAGCUAUUAAAUAAUAUUUUCAGACAAGAAAUAUUCCUAAUGCUUCUUUGAGGUUCAUAUUUUUACUUGCACUUUUUGGACAAAAUUAAAGGAAUUUCCUACAAAUUUGGGCUCCAAGACAGAAAAUGUGUUAAAAUAUAUCAACUGGUUCUUAAGAAACACAGAGAGAAUUCGAAGGAUACAUUAAUGAAAAUAUGUAUUUGCAUAAUUUAAAACUCAGAUUAAGCAAUUAUGAUUAGAAUAUUCUAAAAUUAUGGUGUGAAAUUUUGAUGGUUAAUGUACCGUUAUGAAGGCAUAGAAGACCCUGUUUGCUUUCUUGGAUAGUAAGUAGCGCUUGUUCAAGAGGAAGCCUAGAAGAUUACAAAUAGUAUGUUUAUGUUAUUAAAGCUAAAAGUCAAAUGUUUGGUAAUUGAUCAUUCCGUUUCUUUCUUCUUGCUAUAUGGUAUUUAAACUGAGUUAUAAUUUUUACAAAAAUUAAGAGAAAGAUUGAAUGUAUGCACAACAUAAUUAUUAUAUGACCAUUUUAAGACUAGAUUUGUUUUGAAUUAUGGUAAUGUUACUAUUCCUAAACCAAAGUUAUUUAUUAUAAACUGUACUCCAGGCAAAAAUAGUGCAGGAUAUAGUUUAACACAUUGUUACAUUUUGAUGUUAAAGUGUGAUGCAAAUUAAAAUACAGUUGGAAUUGAAUAAAA